This is a messenger RNA of Symbiodinium necroappetens, 2091 nucleotides long. NCBI's taxonomy places the organism in Eukaryota, Dinophyceae, Suessiales, Symbiodiniaceae. The record is from the annotation of a GenBank genome assembly.
AUGCCGCCGCAGCAGCGCGCUGCAGCUACGACCAAGGGGUCUGGCAAAAACAAGGCCAAGCCCGAGAAUGCGCAGAGCUCCACUGUAGAGUUCGGACUUCCAGCGACUAUGGUCACGGCUUUACAAUCGAUUUCCUCUCGUGCGACCCAGGACCUCUGGGCUUCUUCCGCAUUUGCUUCCAGCGAGCUUACUGCAGAUCAGAUGGCACAAAGGAGGUCGAAUGCUACUGCCAAGCUAUCGAAGCGUAUUACCGGCAAUAUGAAGGCCCGGAUGGAGUUUGCAGCUUCCCUCUCAGCUUGGAUGGGGCAGCUCAGUCAGCACCUGAUGGGCUUGCUUGGUCGGGUGCGGGCCAUCAGCGCAAAGGUAGACGAAGAUUCGCAGCUUGCCAUCCAGGAGAUGCAAUCCUUCCUGGCAGCCCAACCAUCGGUGGCCACGCAGGAGCAGAUACACCAGGCCCAGCGGAAUAUGGGACCGACUUGGAGCCCACAGCAGGAGCAGGAGAUUAUACGCAUUGCCGCUGCUAUGAAGGCCUUUGGCUCGGUUGCCUUCCCUGUGGCCCCCGCGCCGACGGGUCUUGGUCCGGACGCGCUUCCUGGCAGUUCGCUCGGCCCUUCGGAUAUACACUCCGAAGUGAGCUUUGGUGGUGUGACCAUCGGCUAUCAGGACCCGCCCACUGGGGAAGCGGCCCACCAUCCUACUUUCGUGGCAGCCGCGCCUUCUGGCGCGUUGGAUGCGAUGGCGCCGACUACACCGGCCCGCAGAUGGAAGCGCCAGCAAAAGGAACCGGAGACCCGGCCCUCCAAAAGCCCUCGCCGAGAUGUUUGCCGGGCAAACGAGGCCCCCUGGGCCUCUAUCGCUACAGGUUACACACCAGAGAGCCUGCAGCGCCCUUCGAGGCUUGCAGAUCACGAGGAGGAACUGGUUCCAGACAACACGCACUCCUUGCCCUCGGCUAUGCCCUCAUGGUUUACGGGGUGGUUAUUUACAAUGCGCUUUGCAAUAGAACAAGGGGGGGAAGUUAUCGGCGAGCUCAUUCAGCACCCGGAACAAGACGCUCUUCUUCCCCUCCAGCGCAAUGCGGAUGUAGCCAGUGUCGUCAGAGAGGCAGCGCAAGUCUUGUGGCACCGCCUGCAGCACAUUGUGGGGGCUCAAGACGAGUCAUCGGUGCCAACUAUGCUCGAGCAGAUGAGGAGCUUCCUGCAGCAGUUACGAAUGUGCCCUCAGGUUCUCCCCGAACUGCCUCAAGGUCUUGUGCUGGCUGUGCAGGCUUCUUUGGGCUUUGUUCUGGAUCCUUUCAGUUUUGCGCCCUCCACUGCCCAAGAAUGGCUGUUCCCCAGCCUGUUGCUCGAGCAUGGCGGUCCAUUCUGCGGUUUUGUACCCUUGGAAGCCUCACCCGAGCCACAUGUACAAAUGCUCCUCAGCCUGCCUCCGCCAGGAGUGGUGACAGCCAUGCCUGCCAAUCCGGCCCCAGCCGGUUUUGACGAGGAAUGCCGCCGUGACCCCGGCUAUGCGCUUCCGAGCGGCUUGAUGUCUGCAGUCUGUUGCGGGCCGUCUGCCUUCAAGGUGCCCGUGGUUCCUGUCGACCGCAUUACCCCGCUAGACCCGUUCCAGGUGUCCAGGUGUGGCAACAAGGAUAGCGAAUGGAAUUGUCGCCGGCUGAACGAACCUUUGCCUGCGUUUCCCUCGGAGCAGUAUGUGUGGUCUCCACAAAGCAUGCCUUCUCUGCCCGCGCCUCCGCCUGGCGACUCACUGCCGGCGUCAGCAUCGAUUGAUGACAGGUUUGCCCUCAGUUUGGACAGGACCCCAGGUACCGAGGCUGCAUUCCACGAAGUAGUCGGGGCGAAUGCUGUAAUCCUGGGUGUUAAUGGUCAUGUGUACGCCGAUGUCCCUACGUUCGCCGAUCAUCAGAUCAUUCGCUCCGCAGCAUUGCAAGCAUACCUCCGUCAUGAGCGAGGUCCGCAAGAGGCACUCCACUUUGUGCGUAUUAUGCCGCCUCUUCAGGGCCUCCCUGCCAUCCAGUUUGCUGCAGUUCAAUGCGGGGGCACUGAUUUGCCUGCUGUCGUUGACAUGAGACCCCUAGGGGGGGGCUAG